This is a messenger RNA of Saccostrea cuccullata (small rock oyster), 2978 nucleotides long. RefSeq lists its product as uncharacterized. The coding region runs from base 59 to 1669 and encodes 536 amino acids. Gene Ontology annotation, biological process: protein polyubiquitination; proteasome-mediated ubiquitin-dependent protein catabolic process; negative regulation of translation. The record is from RefSeq and is a predicted model, not a curated record. The transcript is spliced from 2 exons. Gene Ontology annotation, molecular function: zinc ion binding; translation repressor activity; ubiquitin protein ligase activity. Lineage: Eukaryota; Metazoa; Mollusca; Bivalvia; Ostreida; Ostreidae.
AUCGAGUUGUUCCCCUUUCCUUGACUUGCUUGUGGGGAAAUAACAUGCGGUGGUCAAAAUGUUUAUAGGUCCAGUGGCCAUGAUACAGACGAUUAUUUUCUGUAUUUCUUCAAUCCAGCACAUGAUGAAGUUUUUGAUUGAUAAAGAUAGCAGAGGAGGAGAGAAAGAGAAUCACCCCCCUAAAUUACCGGACUCUAAGAAAGGAUGUGGAUGUUGCAAUAAUUGCUCUGUGUCAGUGAAACAAACAGCAAUUACAUACGGAGGAAUAGAUGCACCUUUCAUGAUGUGUUUUAAUCAUAGACCAUAUCUGUGUGCAUAUGCUUGUCUUGAUUGCAAAGUCCCCGUCUGUUUGAAAUGCACAAAACAAGAACAUAACAAACACAAGAUAGGUGAACUAUUUGAACUGAUGGAGGAAGCAACUGCUGCCAAGAAUGACCCAAAGAGAUUGUACCAUUUAAAAGAUAUUCCCUCUACAGACUGUUCUACUUGGUCUGAGCUACGAAAGGGCUAUGGAAUCAUACGAACUCGAGCUAAAGAACAGGCAAAGAUUCUCCAUUCCAUGGUAAAUGAAAUUCUGCGAGAAACUCUAAAUUGUACAAAUGAGAUGGAAUUUAGAGAUUUGGAAUAUUUGAAAAAAGUUGAAAAAGAAUCGAAUUUAUUAAAACCGUAUGGUGAGGAUGAGUUCCCCAAUAUAGAAGGAGUAUUUACUUAUAGAGAUGAAGAAGGCUUUGGAAUUAAGUCUGAUUACUCAGAGACUAAAUUCAGAGCACCCAGAUUUCUCGAAGGUAUACCAAAUAGCAAAGAAAUUAAAGCCCAAUUUGGCAAUCUUAAAUCAUCAAUAAUCGAGAGAAGAAGACAAAAAGAGAGAAAAUUAAUGUUUAAACCAAAACUUUUAUUUGACAUCGAUUCACGAUCUAAGUACACUCUUUAUGUGAGGUAUUAUCAUUCAAACAGGAUUCUUCAAAGUGGAACAGGUCCAGAAUUGUACAUUUUUAACGAAGAAGGAGAAUGUUUAGAUAACGUUCAAACAAAAUCUGGACACGGUAUGCCGACAGGACUAGCAGUGAUGUGUGAUGGAACCAUACUGUACACUGACUAUAAUUACAAACUUAUUAGAGCGAUAAAGUCAGAUAAAUCUAUAGAGGUACUUUGCCACACAGAGGGCAAACCAAAUGGCAUUUGCUGCACACGAUCUGAUGACAUCAUCGUUUGUCUUCAAGAUUGUCCCCAAGGUAAGGUCGUCCGACGCGACCGAACAGGAAACAUAGAAAGAGAAUUCGAACACGAAUUCUUGAAGGAUCCAACAGCAGUGUGUGAAAACAUUAACAAUGACAUCUGUAUCACGGAGGAAAGCAUGAGGAACGUUAUAGUGACCGAUGUCGAUUUUGACCUAAGAUUCAUGUAUGAUGGAAACCUGAAACUCGGCACUUUCAAGAAAUUUACUCCCCGUGACAUAUGCUGCGAUACUUUUGGACAUAUCCUUAUUGCUGAUUUCAGCAAUCGAGUGAUCCACAUGAUUGACGAGAAUGGUCACUUUAUGCUUUACCUUCUAACAAAAGAGGAUGAUCUUUCUUACCCACAUGGACUUUGUGUAGAUGGUGAAAACAGACUGUGGGUGGCUGAAAGAUUUUCGAAGAAGAUUAAAGUUUUCCAGUAUUUAUUAUCUUAAAACAUUAUAGUCUCUAGCCAGUUUACAAAGAACCGGAUAGUAAACAGUUGGCAUAAAAAAGCUUUCUUAAGAAACAAAAACACAUUUUUUAAAGUAGAUUUAAAAAACAGUAAUAAUGACUACAAAAAGAAAUUAAAUGGGUUGUUUCCUAUAAUAUUUAUUAAAAUGCAAAAAAAAAAAAAAUAUAAAAUAAAUGAAAAAUAAAUAAAUUACCUUGUUGAUUUCCGUAUAAGGCGUUAUUUUUACUGCUGUAAAUUUUUACCAAUUUUGGUUUAAAAAAGGUGAUUUAAAUUUUUACGCGUUAAUUUUUUACGAAUAGACCAUGUCCGUGAAAAUCAUCGGAUCAACAUACAGCAUACUUCAGCAAGAAAUGUGCUACAUCAUCUGCAAUGAAUACUAGUAGUUGUUGAGAACAAAUGCAAAAAAAUUGCUAUAUAUGUAACGAACAGACGCACGGAUAAACAUGAAGUAGACAUCGGAUAAUCCCUUCCUGUGGCAUGCCUCUGAAAAGAAUGUGGUAAAAUUUCAAGCAUCUGCGAUGAGAAGAUGCCGAGAAAUCUGCGACGAAAAUUUUUAUGUAUGGUACGGACAGACGCACGGAUUAACAGGAAGAAAACAUCGGAUUUGCACAAAAAUAAAUCUCAUCAUAUGGCAUGCCUCUGCAAAGAAUGUCAUAAACUUUCAAGAAUCUGCGAUGAGUAGUUGCUGAGAAAACUGCGACGAAUUUUUUCAUAUAUGGAACGGGCAGACGCACGUAUAAACAGGAAGUAGACAUCGAAUUUGCAAAUAAAGCACAUAUUAUGGCAUGCCUCAGCAAAGAAAGUGCUAAAAUUUCAAGCAUCUGCGAUGAGUAGCUGCUGAAAAAACUGCGUCCAAAAAUUUUUUAUGGACAGACACACAAGGGUUAAACAGUAUACCCCCUCUCCUUCGGAACGGGCUAUAAAAACCCAAAUGCAGGUGACAGGGGUAUAUUGGUACACAAGUAGGGGAAGUUAACAAUUGAAAUCACCACGUUUAUCAUAAAGAUUUGUUGUAAGUCUACCAUUAAAGUAUUUUUUUUCAAAUAUUAAACAGUUGUACCAGAGUCUGUAGCAUAUUCAAGCUUACUAGUUUAUUUCGACUCGACACAUGAAUGGAGGUAACUAUCGUCGAGUUGAAGAACACAGCAAUUUUUUCCCUUCAAUUGAAUACCAAAAUACGGGGGCGCAAUCCCAUAAAAAUUCCAAUUGGAUUGAUUGAAUAAAUGUUGGUUUACGUCUUAUUCGAUAAUUUUUCACUCAUAUAGAAACGUCACCAUAUACCGGAGGAA